UCUCCUCCGUCCUCCACUCUCAGCUGCCAAACCGUCUGUGCCAGGACACACUGCUUCUUUCUCUGAUUGAUCAGCACACUUCUUUUAGCCAUGGAACCCCUGUUCAGACGCCAGAGUUCUCAGGUUCUUGGUGGCCAAGGCAGACACCACGAGAGGGGCUAUGCCUUCAGUGUCAGCGGAGGGGCAGGUGGCCACGGGACCAGGAUCUCAACCGCUAGCUAUGGCACGCGGGUUGGCAGCGGCUUCGGGGGUGGGUAUGACUACCAGUCCUUGUCCUCAGGGUCCACCUCUGGAGUCCUGGGCAUCACUAACGAGAAGGCAACCAUGCAGGGCCUGAACGACCGCCUGGCAAGCUACCUGGAGACGGUGAGGACUCUGGAGAAGGCCAACCACAAGCUGGAGAUCAAGAUCAGAGAGGCCAUUGAGAAGAAAGGCCCUUUGGAGGGGAGGGACUACAGCAGGUAUUUUGCCAUCAUCGAGGAUCUGAGGGCCAAGAUACUUGACAUGAUCAAGGGUAACUCACAGCUUUCCAUCAAUCUUGACAACGCACGCCUGGCUUCAGACGACUUCAGAAUCAAGAUGGAGUAUGAGUUGUCCAUGCGCCAGACGGUGGAGGCUGAUGUGGCCAGGCUGAGGAAGCUUCUGGACGACACCAAUGUUAUCCGCAUGCACCUGGAGGGUGACAUCGAGUCUUUGAAGGAGGAGCUGAUCAGCCUGAAGAAGAACCAUGAGAUGGAAGUCGCUGAACUGCGUGCCCAGAUCACCCAGGGUAGCGUCCAUGUGGAUGUCGACGCUCCUAAAGGACAGGACCUGAACAGGAUUAUGGAGGAGAUGAGGGCCAAGUAUGAGAAGAUAGCACAGAAGAACCAGGAGGAGCUCAAAGCAUGGCAUGAAUCUCAGAUCACGGAAGUGCAGGUCAUAGUGACAGAGAGCUCAACAGCCCUGAAGGAAGCCACCAGUGAGAUGACUGAAACCAGGAGGAGGGUUCAGUCGUUGGAAAUUGAACUGCAGUCUGUACUGGGCCUGAAAGCGUCCCUGGAGGCCACCCUGCGUGACAUCGAGAUGCGUUACAACAUGGAGAUAGAGAAGUACAACGUGAUCAUUCUGAGGCUGCAGGAGGAGCUCACUAAGAUCCGCAGCGACAUCCAGCACAACACGCAGGAGUACGAGCUGCUGCUCAACAUCAAGGUGAAGCUGGAGGCCGAGAUCGCAGAGUACAGGAGGCUGCUGGACGGCGAGGCAGACUUCGAACUGGCGGACGCACUUGAGCAAAAGAAGGUCCAGACCAAAGUGGUGACUGUCACUCAGACUCUGGUGGACGGUAAAGUGGUGUCAGAGAGCAAGGACGUCAAAUCCAGUGAAAAGCUUACUUCUUAAAGACUGGAACAAACCCCUUUGUAAAAAAAAAAAUAAAAUAAAAUAACAUGAACAAAAAUCGUA
Acanthopagrus latus (yellowfin seabream) is the source of this 1440-nucleotide messenger RNA. Its product is annotated as keratin, type I cytoskeletal 18-like. The record is from RefSeq and is a predicted model, not a curated record. The transcript has 7 exons. Gene Ontology annotation, biological process: intermediate filament cytoskeleton organization. Gene Ontology annotation, molecular function: structural molecule activity. Lineage: Eukaryota; Metazoa; Chordata; Actinopteri; Spariformes; Sparidae. Bases 91 to 1377 code for a protein of 428 amino acids. Gene Ontology annotation, cellular component: keratin filament.